GUAGAUAAUGUUACUCCGAACAUUGAACAGGAACUUGAGAAUGUCUCUUCUCCAUUUGGGUUAUCUGAGAGUGAAGAAUCUGGGGCUGGAGAUAACAAAUCAAAAGAUAAAGGAAUUGAUACUUGUGAGGUUACUCUUCCUGCAUCUCAUAAAGCUGGGACCUUCUUACUGCCCACAAGGAAGAAUAAAAAUACAAAUGAAAUUGGAGAUGGAGUCCGAAGGCAAGGAAGGAAUGGUAGCAGUGCUACACCCUUAACAAAACCAGGUGUGCAUCCAAUGAGGGAAAAAUCGGACAAUCUUACAACAACGAAGCUAAUUCAAAGUGCAAGAUCUGCUUCUGAUAAAAAUAGAAGUAAAAUAGUUUGCCCACCUUCCAAAAAGCUAAAAGAUCGCAAGGCCUCAACUCGUGUUGGGUCAAUGGUGAAUAAUGUUUCUCCUGAUUUCACAGGCGAAUCUGAUGAUGAUGAUCGUGAUGAACUAUUUGCAGCUGCCACUUCGGCUCGGAAUGCUAGCGGUCUUGCUUGUUGUGGUCCUUUCUGGAAGAAAAUGGGAUCUAUUUUUAAUUCAGUGAGCUCAGAGGACACGUCUUACCUCAGGCAACAGCUAAGUUUGGCAGAAGAACUUGACGAGAGUUUGUCUCAAAUUUUUGGAGAUGGAUUUAAUGUUCAGGGUGUUGCACUGCAGAAAGAUGCACCUUUUUCUGUUGAAGAAGUGGCCAAAACUAUUGCUGCAAGUGAAAGAUCUGAUAUAAAGAAGUUUGACAAGGUUACUCCUUUAUAUCAAAGAGUUCUUUCUGCUUUGAUCGAAGAAGAUGAAAAUGAAGAAGUUUACCACCGCAAUGAAGCGAAGAACAUGUCUCUUCACUAUGCAAGCGACGAUUCCCAUUGUGGUUCUUGCAACCAGAUGGAUGUUGAAUUUAGAGAUAGAGACAGAAUAGAAACUGAAGCUGAGUCAAUCACAGAUUUUCAUUGUCAGAAAAAUUCUCUGUUAGACAGGAUGUCUGGUGAUGUGAGUGUUGCAUCAAACACUUUUAGGAACUGCAGCAUGUCUAAUUCAUUACAUAGCAGCGAACGGUGGUUGGGAGAUGAUGAUUUAUCACAUAUGGAUUCAGGUCCCGUGAGUGAAAUAUGUUCAACUGACCUGGGUCAGCUCCAACAGAAGGAAAUAAAUGUUUCUGAGGGUUCUUUUGACUGUCAAUAUCAGUUGAGGUGUAUGGAGGACAAGCUUUUGCUGGAGUUAAAUAGUAUUGGCAUUUAUCUCGAGUCCUUGCCUGAUUUGUCAGAGGGGGAGGAAGCGAUAAACCAAAAUGUUGUUGAACUUAAUGAAUGUCUCUAUCAACAGAUUCAGCAGAAGAAGAAAAGGUUGGGGAAGAUUGAUAAAGCUGUUGAGAAUGGGAGAGAUGUAGAAAGGGACAUUGAGCAUGUUGCAAUGGACCAAUUAAUCGAGAUGGCUUACAGAAGACAUUUGGCAUGUCGUAGGAAUAAUUCAUCCAAAAGUGCAGUUCGUAAGGUUUCGAAACAAGUUGCAUUGGCUUUUGUCAAGCGAACUGUUGGUAGAUGUAAAAAAUUUGAACAGACCGGCAAUAGUUGCUUUAGUGAACCAGCUUUGCAAGAUAUUAUGUUUUCUGUAUCUCCAUGCAGCAAAGAAGCAAAGUCUGUUGAUUGUAUUGGCUCCGGAACUGCUAGUAAUAUUUGUAAUGAAACUUCCAACCAUCAAGGAGAAGCCAGGGGCUCAGGUGCUGUUUCGAGUACUUACGAGAGGAAUGAUUCAUCGGAAAUAAAGUAUGGAUCUCUGUUGAACAAAGGGACGAAGAGGGAAGUACUUACCGAUGAUGUUGUUGGUAGUGCUUCGUCUAGGGUAACAUCGACUCUUGAUGGCAGUGUUGGAGGAGUAAACGGAAGGGAGCAAAGCAGAGAGAAUCUGAGAAAUACUAGUUCGAAGGACGAGCAGAAAACGAAAGCAAAAACCAAGCAAAAACAUAGUCAUUUAUCAAGUUCUGGAAAUGGAUUCAACGGAAGGCCUACAGGACCUUUGAAACCUACUGAUAAGAUCCAUCAGAAUUCAACUAAAGAAGCAGACGAUCCAAUGGAUUUUGCGAACUUGCAACUAAACGAGCUGGAUACAAUGGAGGAAUUGGGUGUCCCGAACGAGAUCGAUGGUCCGCAAGAUCUGAGCUCAUGGCUAAACUUCGAUGAAGAUGGCUUGCAAGACCAUGAUUCAAUAGGGUUAGAAAUACCGAUGGAUGAUCUCUCGGGUUUGAAAUUUGCAUUCUGAUAUUGUUGACCCCUUGCAUUAGCAAAGUUAGGUUACUAAUUUAGCAGCCUAUCUGAUGCAAAAUGAAGAGAAAAACUGUAAUUAUGAUGAAAUCUUCUGUAUGUAUAAAACCAAUUAUGAAUAAGGUGCAGGUGUAUAUAUCA
Messenger RNA from Hibiscus syriacus, 2417 nucleotides. RefSeq lists its product as uncharacterized. The transcript is spliced from 11 exons. NCBI's taxonomy places the organism in Eukaryota, Viridiplantae, Streptophyta, Magnoliopsida, Malvales, Malvaceae. The record is from RefSeq and is a predicted model, not a curated record. Bases 277 to 2274 code for a protein of 665 amino acids.